AUGAUAGAAGGUAAGUUAGAAGAACAUUAUGCAAAGGUAUGGGACUAUGCUGCAGAAAUCCUCAGGUCUAACCCAGGAGCACUUGUAAGGGGUUGCAGACGUGUGAUAGGUUUGGAUGGUUGUUUCCUAAAGGGUCAGAUCAAGGGAGAACUUUUGACUGCUAUUGGAAGAGAUGCAGACAAUCAUGUAUAUCCAAUAGCAUGGGCAGUGAUCGAUGUAGAGAACAAAGAUAAUUGGACUUGGUUUAUUGAGUUGUUAGUUGCUGAUCUUGACCUUGACUGUGGUAGGGGUCUUGUGGUUAUUUCCGAUCAGCACAAGACCAAAGGGAGAUGGGGAGGGAAUUUAGUUGUGAACAUUGCAAAGACACCAAGGAAAGUAGAUAAGGGAAAGAAGAAAGUUGUUGAGGACACAUCAAAAGAAGUAAAUGAAGGACAUAAUAAAGUUGUUGAUCACACAUCAAAAGAAGCAAGUGAGGGAAAGAUGAAAGUUGUUGAGGGCACAUCAAAAGAAGCAGGUAAGAUGAUAGAUGUUGAUCAGUCAAUUUCUCCUUUGAAGAGAAUGAAGAUGAUGGAAAGGAGGGGAGGUAAGAUCAAAUAUGUAGGGAGAAUAGGGGUUGUGCAUGGUAGUAUAAGUCAAAAUGUGGCAGGUGUUGACCAUGAAGAUUUUGAAACUAUUAAAGAUCUGCAGGCAUCUGGAUAUGAUCAUGGGGAAAUUGUUGAAGCUUUUAAUAAGGUGUUUGACAAAAAAGAGAGGAAGGAGAUGUUGGCUGAGAGUAUAGUUGAUGAAGAGACCAGUCAAGAAACACAAGAUCCGUUGGUAAAAAAAAGGAAGCCCUCAGAAAGAAUUAUCAAGAUUAAGUUGAAAAAAGCAGUGCAUGAUCCAGAUGGAGGUGGUUCAACAAUUAAGAAAGCACUUACAUUGGACUGA
Lactuca saligna is the source of this 927-nucleotide messenger RNA. The record is from the annotation of a GenBank genome assembly. Lineage: Eukaryota; Viridiplantae; Streptophyta; Magnoliopsida; Asterales; Asteraceae.